Messenger RNA from Aureobasidium musti, 1065 nucleotides. Lineage: Eukaryota; Fungi; Ascomycota; Dothideomycetes; Dothideales; Saccotheciaceae. The record is from the annotation of a GenBank genome assembly.
AUGCAUCUCCCCAAGAUCGCCGCAACUCUUGCCUUGCUUGGCCUCGGUGCUGCCACCCCAACCGACACCUCGUCCAACUCCAAGAACCAAGGACUCGCUCAAGCCUGGACAUCCAAAGGUCGCCAGUACAUCGGCACAGCACUGACUAUCCGUGAUGACCCCGUCGAGCAAGGCAUCAUCCAAUCGCGCGCCGACUUCAACUCCAUCACUCCCGAAAACGCCAUGAAAUGGGAGUCCACCGAGCCGCAACGCAACAACUUUACCUUUGACGGCGCAGAUGCUGUCGCCAACUUUGCCGACCGAUACAACAAGGAGAUGAGAUGUCACACUUUGGUUUGGCAUUCUCAAUUGCCUGCAUGGGUUAGUCAAGGCAACUUUGACAACAAGACCUUGAUCUCCAUCAUGGAGAACCACAUCAAGAAAGUCGCUGGCAGAUACAAGAACAAGUGCACUCAUUGGGAUGUUGUCAACGAAGCACUCAACGAGGACGGCACCUACCGCAGCUCCGUCUUCUACAACACCAUCGGAGAAGCAUUUAUCCCCAUCGCAUUCCGCUUUGCCGAGAAGUAUGCUGGCAAGAAGACCAAGCUGUACUACAACGACUACAACCUCGAGUACGGCAGUGCCAAGGCUCUGGGUGCUCAGCGCAUCCUCAAGCUUGUCCAGAGCUAUGGUGUCCAAAUUGAUGGUGUGGGCUUGCAAGCUCACCUGAGUUCCGAGGCUACUGCAUCCACUGGCGGCGGCGUGACUCCCGAUGUCACCACCUUAACAAAUGUGCUCAAGUUGUACACUGACCUUGGCGUUGAGGUGGCCUACACAGAGCUAGACAUCAGAUUCACCACCCCAGCCACCUCUUCAAAGCUCGCAGCACAAGCAGACGCAUACGCCAGAGUGGUUCAAUCCUGCAUCAACGUCAAGAAGUGUGUCGGUAUCACCAUUUGGUACUCAUGGAUCNCCGGGGUUUUCCCCACCGAGGGCGCAGCAUUGCUCUGGGAUGAAAACUUCAACAAGAAGCCGGCUUACAGCUCUGUUCUCAAGACCAUCCAAGCAUUCCGCAAGUCUUGA